AUGCAAACCCUCCUCCCCUACCGACCCCGCACCGUCAGUCCCCUAAAUGACACAGCCAACACCCCCAUCAAGACCAACAGCGUCACGCUCCCCUCCGAGCACGACCUCACGACCGCUCUCGCGCAAGACAGCGACCUCGCCACCGGAACCGUCAACGUCGCGACGAUAAUCGAAACCUCGCGAUCCCGCGUCGACUUCCUGAACCAGCAGCUCGAUAGUGAUGUCUGUCGCCACCACGGCGCACCUACGGACGGCGAUGUGUCGACAGUUAGCAGUAGUCCACAGACGUACCCUCAACAGGCGACCGGAGCGAAGCACACUGAGAUGGCAGGUGUGGGUGCUGCGGUAUCUGCACCACCGGCCAAACGUCUGUGCGUAUCGGAGUCAGAUCCUGCAAUCUCGCUGGGAUUGAAGUCAGAUAGCGGACAAGCUCCUCAUCCUCUCGACGAGCCAUCCGGUUUCGCCACAGCUGGCUGUCCAAAACUGGAUUCUGGGAUGCAGAAGCGGGAGCGCGCUUCUUGGCGUGACCGGGCUAGGGGCAGGGUAGCGAAGGCGGUGGCGCUGCUGGGAUGUUAUGGAGGGGCGAGGCGGAGGCAGGGGGAGAGGAGGAGGAGGGAGGAUGGCUGUCUCUGA
This is a messenger RNA of Ascochyta rabiei, 633 nucleotides long. RefSeq lists its product as uncharacterized. The coding region runs from base 1 to 633 and encodes 210 amino acids. The transcript has a single exon. The record is from RefSeq and is a predicted model, not a curated record. NCBI's taxonomy places the organism in Eukaryota, Fungi, Ascomycota, Dothideomycetes, Pleosporales, Didymellaceae.